This is a messenger RNA of Ictalurus furcatus (blue catfish), 1700 nucleotides long. RefSeq names its product FKBP prolyl isomerase 14 (gene fkbp14). Gene Ontology annotation, molecular function: calcium ion binding; peptidyl-prolyl cis-trans isomerase activity. The record is from RefSeq and is a predicted model, not a curated record. Bases 133 to 768 code for a protein of 211 amino acids. NCBI's taxonomy places the organism in Eukaryota, Metazoa, Chordata, Actinopteri, Siluriformes, Ictaluridae. The transcript is spliced from 4 exons.
UUAGGAUUGAGAGCCUGCAGGAGAAAUUGGAUGCCACGUCGACUGGAACUCGGACGUUUUCGCUUACGGUAGUUAGUUUUUCUGCAUAGCAAAGCAGAUAACACCCACCUCUUAGUGUUUAACUAUUUUAAAAUGAUGCUGGGAUUUUGGUUGUGCUUAAUACCGGCUCUACUAUUUUGCCUUCAUGGCGCAAAACUUCCAGAGCCAGAGGUGAAAAGUGAGGUUUUGUACAAACCUUUUCUGUGUCAUCGAAAAACCAAAUAUGGGGAUAUGCUUCUGGUGCAUUACGACGGUUUUCUGGAGAGUAACGGCACAAUGUUUCAUUCCAGUCGUCAAGAAGGUGAUAAACACCCAGUUUGGUUUACCCUUGGGAUUCGGGAGGUGAUCAAAGGAUGGGACAAGGGACUUCAGAACAUGUGCGCAGGUGAGAAAAGGAAGCUGACCAUCCCACCAUCUCUGGCAUAUGGAAAGGAGGGCAAAGGAAAGAUCCCACCAGAGAGCACUCUGAUCUUUGAGAUAGAGCUGAUAGAGAUCAGGAAUGGCCCCAGGUCACACGAGUCCUUCCAGGAGAUGGACCUUAAUGAUGACUGGAAGCUCUCCAAAUCUGAGGUUAAAGAGUAUCUGCGUAAAGAGUUUGAGAGACACGGAUACCCUCCCAAUGACACUCAUCAUGAAGCCAUGGUGGAAGACAUCUUUAAGCAGGAGGAUGACGACAAGGACGGUUAUAUAUCUGCACGAGAAUUCACAUACCAACAUGACGAGUUAUAGAAACCAGUUACUCUCUUGCCAUUAGCAGUGUUCAACUUUAAAGAGAAAUGUUAAAUACAAUCUGUUAUUAUUGGUUUACAUUUAUAUAAGACAAACUUCAGUAUCUGAAAAUGAGAAAGAUGUCUGUUACAGUUUAUGAAAACGAGGAUCUGCGUGCAGUUAUGCAUAUGCUCAUGCCUGCUGUGAAUUUCUUCUUGAAAAUAACACAAAAAUGACCUUUUGCCUCCUUUUGAUGUGUUGAAAGAUCAAAAUCAUCUGCUAAAUUCAGCCAUAAUCCCUUGUACACUCCAAGAACUGUGAAAGGUGUGUGGCUUUUUCUUUUUUUUAUCCAGAAAGCCUGUUACCUGAAAUAUGGCACACUUAUAGGAUAACCUGUAAGAUAUUUUCAAUAUAUGUUUACAUUUUGCUGUUUUUCAACAUGUUACUUACUUCAGAAUGGAUCUAACUUGUAUAAAAGUUUUUUGUUAAUGCAUUACCAUGUAAAUAUGAUGUUUUACUGCUCAUAUACCUGAAUGAAGGGAACUUUAAGUAGUACUUUUACAUUGUAUUGUGCCGUACAAAUGACAAGACACAACUGCAGGAUUGUAGGAUGAAUGGAGCGACAAUUAAAAAUAAGGAAUGAACAACAUGUUAGCUCAGGAGUACUACAAACACACACAGACUCACAACUAAAGCUGAAGAUUGGAGCAAGGCCUAAUAAUCAGGAAUGCUACAGAGACAACAUGAGGGCUGGAGUAACAGUCACAAGUAACUAAAUCACUCUUACCAGCUGAAGAAGACUAAGGUGUCUUUGAUUAGCAGUAAGCACAAAGCGGUCAUUUCAGACACCGCCAGCAGGAGAUGCUCUUAACUCAGUAAAUGAAUCCAGUGACUGAUGAGAGAGCAUUAGCUGAGUUACAUAAAUCUUCCAAAUAAAAACAUAACUCAGUUGG